CCGAACAGACGUUUUUCAGUUUUUGGGAAAUAAACAACGCGCGCUCCGUUGUUUACGAUUAAAAAAACAUAAAUAUAUAUAUUGCCGAGGAUUCAUACUUGCGGUUCUUGUAAAGGACUUAUUUACUGAUUUCAGAUCAAUUUCGCUUGAAAUAUUUCCUAGUUUUGUGCAAUUUUCGGAAGUUGCGCUUAAAAUACGUAAAACCAAAACAAGAACGGAAAUAGUUAAUAACAAAGUGCAGUGUGAAUAGAUAGUGUAAAUUUAAUGUGGCAGCAGUAGCAACCUUCAACAACUUCAGCACCAACAACACCAACAGAUUGUGCAACCUGCAACUUGCAACACACAGGCAACAAAACGGCGUUUCUACCGCAGCGUCGCCUCUUCGGGGGCGGCAAUGUGCCCCCCUCGACGACCAUGAAGCACCAGCCGCCGCCCCCGCCACUCCCCCUCAGCCAGCCGCCCCUGAUGGGCGGUUCAGUGGCUGGGGGCGUGGCCAGUGCCAUCAGCAGCAUCAACGGCAGCAACAGCAGCAUCAUCAACAACAAUAACAACAACAACAGCGAGACGGUUAAAUGUCGUCCACCCAUUUACCCCAAACCUAAAACGCCCUCGUUCGACAAGGAUCGGGAUUACAUAGGCUUCGCCACCCUACCAGAGCAAGUGCACCGGAAGUCGGUGAAGCGGGGCUUCGAGUUCACCCUGAUGGUGGUCGGCGAGUCGGGGCUGGGCAAGUCCACCCUGAUCAACAGCCUCUUCCUGGGGGAUCUUUACAAGAACCGGCAGAUGCCCAAUGUGGAGGAGCGGAUCGAGAAGACGACGAAGGUGGAGAAGAAGACAAUGGACAUCGAGGAGCGGGGCGUCCGACUUCGGCUGACGGUGGUGGACACCCCGGGAUUCGGGGAUGCCAUCAACUGCGAGGACAGCUGGCGGGUGUGCACCCAGUACAUCGACGAGCAGUUCCGCCAGUACUUCACCGACGAGAGCGGACUCAAUCGACGCAACAUCCAGGAUAACCGGGUGCACUGCUGCCUCUACUUCGUCCCGCCAUGGGGCCACAGCCUGCGACAGAUGGACCUCGACUUGAUCCGACGGCUGCACCGCAAGGUGAACAUCGUGCUGGUGAUCGGCAAGGCCGACUGUCUCAACAAGCAGGAGGUGCGCAAGCUGAAGGAGCGCAUCCUGCAGGACCUGGAGGACAACCACAUCCAGCUGUACCAGUUCCCCGAGUGCGAUUCCGACGAGGACGACGACUUCAAGCAGCAGGAUCGCGAGCUGAAGGCCUCCAUCCCGUUCGCCGUGGUCGGCAGCAAUACCAUUUUGGAGGUGGCCGGCAAGAAGGUGCGGGGUCGUCAGUAUCCGUGGGGCGUGGUCAACGUGGAGGACCCGGAGCACAGCGACUUCAUCAAGCUGCGCACCUUCUUGAUAUCCACGCACAUGCAGGACCUCAAGGACACCACGCAGGACGUGCACUACGAGAACUUCCGGGCGCAGUGCAUCUCACAGAUUUCGCAGCACGCGCUCCGUGAGCGUGGGAAAUUGAAGCGGGACUCGAUUAGCUCGACCAACGGAUUCGAUGCGGCCAUCUCGGAAACGGACAGGCUGCUCCUGCAGAAGGACGAGGAGAUACGGAGGAUGCAGGACAUGCUCACCCAGAUGCAGGAGAAGCUCAAGCAGACCCAUCUCAUGGAGAUGAAGAAGAACGACAGCGUGAUCGACGUCUAGGGAACGGGACGGGGAACGUGUUCAAUUUUGCACCGCGAUAUAUGCAUCUACCUAAUAUAUAGGACCCACAUGGUGACCCAGAGACAUCCUGGAGCAGCUGCAACCAAAUCGACUUUGUUCAUAAGCUAGCACAGACUUUUUAGAAACCACAUUGGAUUUACAAGAUAAAACAACCAAAAAAUAAGACAACGACUCCCCGAAGCACAAAGAAAUCGGACAAAAAAAAAA
This is a messenger RNA of Drosophila suzukii, 1950 nucleotides long. RefSeq names its product septin 4 (gene Septin4). The record is from RefSeq and is a predicted model, not a curated record. Gene Ontology annotation, cellular component: synaptic vesicle; cell division site; septin ring. NCBI's taxonomy places the organism in Eukaryota, Metazoa, Arthropoda, Insecta, Diptera, Drosophilidae. Gene Ontology annotation, biological process: regulation of exocytosis; intracellular protein localization; cytoskeleton-dependent cytokinesis. Gene Ontology annotation, molecular function: GTPase activity; molecular adaptor activity; GTP binding.